This is a messenger RNA of Carassius auratus (goldfish), 5151 nucleotides long. Its product is annotated as laminin, alpha 1. The transcript has 35 exons. The coding region runs from base 103 to 5136 and encodes 1677 amino acids. Gene Ontology annotation, cellular component: basement membrane. The record is from RefSeq and is a predicted model, not a curated record. NCBI's taxonomy places the organism in Eukaryota, Metazoa, Chordata, Actinopteri, Cypriniformes, Cyprinidae. Gene Ontology annotation, biological process: animal organ morphogenesis; camera-type eye development; blood vessel morphogenesis. Gene Ontology annotation, molecular function: extracellular matrix structural constituent.
CUGAAGUUUGGAUGAGACCAGAACCGCUACACUGAACUCGGAGGAUUUCAGCACUGUUUCAUCUUGAUUAACCAGUUCAGUUGAGUUCCUGUAGGGCGACUGAUGAAGAGGAGGAGGAUGAAGAUGCUGUGGCCGUUUGCAGUGAUUUUGUCCUCACUGGUUUGUGUGGAGACUCAGCAGAGAGGUCUGUUUCCUGCUAUCUUGAACCUGGCCAGCAAUGCCGAAAUCACCACGAAUGCCACGUGUGGCGACCCACUUCCCGAGAUGUUCUGUAAACUGGUGGAACACGUCCCCGGAAGACGAAUCCGUAACCCUCAGUGUCGGAUCUGUGAUGCAAACAGCCAGAAUCCCAAAGAGCAACAUCCCAUUUCUUACGCCAUCGACGGCACCAACCUGUGGUGGCAGAGCCCGAGCAUCAAGAACGGCCCUCAGUUCCACUGGGUCACCAUCACUCUGGACUUACGACAGGUCUUCCAGGUGGCGUACAUCAUCAUCAAAGCGGCGAACUCUCCGCGGCCCGGGAACUGGAUCCUGGAGCGUUCUCUGGACGGAGUGGACUUCCAGCCGUGGCAGUACUACGCCAUCAGUGACACCGAGUGUCUGACCCGAUACAACGUCACGCCCCGCCUCGGGCCGCCCACCUACAAGAGAGACGACGAGGUCAUCUGCACGUCCUACUACUCACGCCUGGUGCCGCUGGAGCACGGCGAGAUCCACACGUCUCUCAUAAACGGCCGUCCCAGCGCAGAUGAUCUGACCCCAGAGCUGCUAGAAUUCACUUCUGCUCGAUUCAUCCGCCUGCGUCUGCAGAGGAUCCGAACACUCAACGCUGACCUCAUGACCCUGAGCUACCGCGACCCCAAAGAAGUGGACCCCAUCGUCACCCGGAGGUAUUAUUACUCCAUCAAGGACAUCUCGGUGGGCGGGAUGUGUAUCUGUUAUGGCCACGCCCAGAGUUGCCCCUGGGACCCUGUUACCAAGAAGCUGCAGUGUGUGUGUGAACACAACACUUGUGGAGAGAGCUGUAAUGAAUGUUGCCCUGGAUACCAUCAGGAGCCAUGGCAACCUGGAACGCUUUCCGAUGGAAACACAUGCGAGAAAUGUAACUGUCACAACAAAGCUGAGGACUGUUACUACAACCAGACGGUGGCAGAUCUGCGGCUGAGCCUGAACACACACGGCCGGCGCGAGGGAGGAGGAGUGUGUGUGAACUGCUCUCAGAACACAGCGGGAGUGAACUGCCAAACCUGUGCGGACGGAUACUACAGACCACACCAGGUGUCUCCGUAUGCUGAUGACCCGUGUGUGGAGUGUCAGUGUGACACUAGAGGUUCUGCGAGCCCCGUCUGCAUCAGAGACGAUGAUCAGUCGAUCCCCGGCGCAGGUCUCUCCGCUGGUCAGUGUUUGUGUAAGGAGGGUUUUGCGGGGGACAAGUGUGACCGCUGUGCGUUCGGAUUCAGGGAUUUCCCACAAUGCACUCGCUGUGAGUGUAACCUGGCUGGAAGCCACAACGUCGACCCCUGCAGCGAGUGUGUGUGCAAGGUGAAUGUGAUGGGCUCUAACUGUGAUCUGUGUAAGCAGGGCUUCUAUAACCUACAGGCCAGUAAUCCUGAGGGCUGCACUGAGUGCUUCUGUUUCGGAGUCUCAGAUGUGUGUGAGAGCUCCACCUGGUUCAGCAGCUCUGUGGAGCACAGAGACGGCGUUCUCCUCCGAUCUCUUCAGAGCUCUAGCGUCUUCACGUCUCCUGUCUCAGACAACAACCUCAUCGUCUCUAACCUCUCCGCGUCCGCAGGAGUCCGGUCCGUGUGGUCAUGGGCCGCGCCCGAGUCCUUCCUCAACAACAAGCUAACAUCGUAUGGAAGUUUCCUGAACUACAGCGUUGCUUAUGACACGUCUGAGGAAAACGUGGACAGAACGCUUCAAGCUCAUUUCAGCGUAAUUAUUGAGGGUAACGGGCGAACGCUGCGUCAGGCUGAGUCCGCUCAUCUGCUGCUGAACGCUCACACCGAGCAGCACGUCUCACUCCUGAUGCUGCCGCACACACUCACAGACGCUCGCAGCGGGAGCCGUGUUCAGAGAGACGAGCUGAUGACGGUGCUGGCAGACGUCGCUGCGCUCAGGGUUCGAGUUCAGCUGGAGGACAGCGUCGAGGGAACACUCAGGUUGAGCUCAGUGUCUUUAGGUGUUGGAGACACAAACUCGGGUCUCUCUAAAAUCCCUCUGGAUGUGGAGCAGUGCGAGUGUCCGUGGGGUUAUUCAGGCACUUCCUGUGAGUACUGUAUGUCUGGGUUCUAUCGGGUCGGUGGGAUUCUGUUCGGAGGAAACUGUCUUCAGUGCGAGUGUAACGAUCACGCGGCGGAGUGUGACAUCAACGGAGAGUGCCUGGGCUGUGCGCACAACACCACGGGGCCUCACUGCGAUCAGUGCAUGCUGGGUUUCUAUGGCGACGCCAGCGAGGGCACACCGGAUGACUGCCAGAGAUGUGCCUGUCCACUGACACUGGAGUCCAACAAUUUCAGUCCCACGUGUGUGCUGCAGCGUCCCGGUGAGUUCACGUGUGAUCAGUGCAUGCUGGGAUACGCAGGAGCCAAGUGUGAGAGGUGUGCGGAGGGUUAUUAUGGUGACCCCUCGGAGCCGGGCCGGCGGUGUGUGGCGUGUGAGUGUAACGGUAACGUGGAUCCGGCUGAAGCGGGACACUGCGACGGACGCACCGGAGAGUGUCUGAAGUGUUUGGGUCACACGGGGGGUCAGCACUGCGAGCGCUGCGCAGAAGGCUUCUACGGAGACGCCGUGACCCUCAAAAACUGCCAGGCCUGCGGUUGUCAUGGUAACGGCUCUCUGUCCACCGUGUGUCACGUGAUCACCGGUCAGUGUGAGUGUAAGGCCAACGUGAUCGGACAGACCUGUGACCGCUGUCAGGCGGGUUAUUACGGCAUCAGCAGCAGUGCUGGCUGCAGACUGUGUGAAUGUAACCAAUCAGGAGCUCUGUCUGCAUCAUGUGACGAGGAGGGGCGGUGCCAGUGCAUCACUGGAGUGACAGGUGAUAAAUGUGAUGUCUGUGAGCGCGGAUACUACAGCUUCACCGAGAGCGGCUGCACACCGUGUGACUGCACACACACACACGGGAACUGUCACGCUGACACGGGCGAGUGUAUCUGUCCUCCACACACACUCGGUCUGAAGUGUGAGGAGUGUGAGGAAGGUCACUGGGGUCACGACGGUGUGUCCGGCUGUAAGGCGUGUGACUGCAGUGCUGCAGGCUCGAGUUCAUCUCAGUGUGACCUGUGGUCAGGUCAGUGUCGCUGCAGGCCGCACUUCUCCGGUCUCAGGUGCGACCGCUGCGCUUUCGGCUACAAAAACUUCCCAGAAUGCACUGCAUGCAGCUGCAGCCCCGACGGCACGCGAGAGGAGCUCUGCGACCCCGAGCUGGGAGUGUGUGGAUGCCAGGAUCACGGCCGCUGCGACUGCAAGGAGAAUGUCGGCGGCGGCGGCUGUGACGAGUGUAAGAGCGGGACGUUCGGUCUGACCGCUCAGAAUCCGUCCGGAUGCAGUCCGUGCUUCUGUUCUGGUGUGUCCAGCGUCUGUGAGGAGCUCGGCGGAUUGGUCCGAGUGCCGAUGAGGCUGGGCUCUGCUCCGGCUCUGCUGCGUGUGGUGUCUCAGAGUGACCUGCAGGGGACGCUGGAGGGCGUUUCUUACAGCGAUCAAGAGAUGCUUCUGGACGCCUCUCACCUCCACCGUCUGUCCGUCCUCAGCGGCCCGUAUUACUGGAGACUCCCGCACAAAUACCACGGUAACCAGCUGCUGUCGUACGGAGGAAGACUGUCCUUCACCGUGUUGUUCUUCGCUCUGGACGGCGUGGGGCUGGCCAAUCACGAGCCUCAGGUGCUGAUGAGGGGGGGACACCUGCGACGGCUGGUCAUCUACACCGAGCUCCCUGCGCCUGAGAACGGCGUCCGCACCGGACAGGAGGUUCCUCUGACCGAGCACAAGUGGAAGUAUUUCAACUCUGUGUCUGAUGAAGCCGUGAGUCACGCAGACUUCAUGUCAGUGCUGAGUAACGUGGAGUACAUCAUCAUCAAAGCAUCGUACGGUUCAGGACUGCAGCAGAGCAGGAUCUCUAAUAUCUCUCUGGACACGGCUCUGGAGGCGGACGAGGCUCCUCGGGGUGCAGACGUGGCUCGGCUGGUGGAGACGUGUGAGUGUCCGCCGGGAUACGCUGGACUCUCCUGUCAGGAGUGUGCUCCGGGGUUUUACCGUCAGGCCGUGUCUGAGCUCAACAUGAAGGGCAGAAACCGUCCGCUCAUCCGGCCCUGCGUGGCCUGCCGGUGCAACAACCACAGCCUGUCAUGUGACCUGGACACGGGCGAGUGUCUGGGCUGCCAGCACAACACCGCAGGAGAGCACUGCCACGUGUGCGCCGCAGGGUAUUAUGGGAAGGUGCAGGGCUCCGUCAGCGACUGCUCGCUGUGCGCCUGUCCACUGCGGGGUCAGAGUUUCAGCUCGACGUGUGUGUUAGAGGGCGCCGGUGAUUUCCGCUGCGAUCGCUGUGAGGAGGGAUACGAGGGCCGUUACUGUGAGAGGUGUUCGGUGGGUUACUAUGGCACCCCGUCGGAGGCAGGUGGGCGGUGCCAGGUGUGCAGGUGCAGUGGGGCGGGGUCAGUGCACAGCGUCUGUGACGGACGCACCGGGAGCUGCGAGUGUAAGCCCGGGGUCAGAGGUCAUCUGUGUGACCAGUGCGAGGAGAGACACGUGCUGGUCAGCGAGCAGUGUGUGUCGUGUGAUGACGGCUGCACCGGGGCGCUGCUGGACGAUCUGGACGCUUUAGACGGGUCCAUCGCCUCUCUGAACCUGUCAGGGGUCAUUCUCGCACCCUACAGCCAGCUGAUGACCCUCGAGAACCAGACCAGAGAGGUCAAGCAGAGUCUGAUGUCAUGGGAGCAGAGCACAGGUCAUCAGCUGACCACAGGAGAGGAACAUCUGAGCAACCUGACCGACCAGAUCACUGACCUUCAGCAGCAGGUCCAGAGUGUGUUUGAUGGCAGUGAAAGAUGUGCUGCUGAUCUCAGAGGAGAGAUUCACUCAGGGCAAACAUCUGCUGGACCUCAUCAGCAACAUUCAUUCUGCCAUCCACGGUAACCAUCACUAUUAUUU